Messenger RNA from Thlaspi arvense, 2974 nucleotides. The record is from the annotation of a GenBank genome assembly. Lineage: Eukaryota; Viridiplantae; Streptophyta; Magnoliopsida; Brassicales; Brassicaceae.
AUGUAUGGAUAUGAGACAAUGACUGUUGUGCAGGAGGCUACUCUUCCUGUCAUUCUCAAAGGUAAAGAUGUCCUAGCCAAGGCCAAAACAGGCACCGGGAAAACUGUAGCGUUUUUGCUUCCAUCAAUCGAAGUAGUUGUGAAGUCUCCUCCUACGAGCCCUGAUAAUAAACGACCCCCGAUCCUUGCGCUUGUGAUAUGCCCAACUAGAGAACUUGCUAGUCAAGCCGCUACGGAAGCAAACACCUUGCUCAAGUAUCAUCCAUCUAUUGGUGUUCAAGUUGUGAUUGGAGGCACAAGACUUGGUUUAGAGCAAAAGCGUAUGCUAACAAAUCCUUGCCAGAUUUUAGUUGCUACCCCUGGAAGGCUUAAAGACCAUAUUGAGAACACUCCAGGAUUUGCAACAAGGUUAAAGGGUGUGAAAGUCCUUGUGCUUGAUGAAGCUGAUCAUCUUUUAGACAUGGGUUUUCGCAAGGACAUUGAGAGGAUCAUUUCCGCGGUUCCUAAGGAGAGACAAACUUUUCUAUUUUCCGCCACAGUUCCUGAAGAGGUUCGCCAAAUCUGCCUUAUUGCUCUGAGGCGGGAUCACGAGUUUGUCAAUUGUGUUCACGAAGGCGCUGGAGAGACACAUCAACAGGUCAGACAAGUGCACAUGAUUGCCUCACUGGACAGACAUUUCUCUCUUGUAUACACUAUUCUUCGAGAACACAUUGCAGAUAACGCAGACUAUAAGGUCAUUGUCUUCUGCACAACUGCUAUGGUUACAAAAUUAGUGGCUGAUCUACUUGGUGAGCUAAACUUAAACGUGAGAGAGAUCCAUUCCAGAAAACCGCAGAGUUACAGGACAAGGGUUUCUAACGAGUUCCGCAAAUCCAAAGGUUUGAUUCUCGUGACAUCUGAUGUAUCUGCUCGGGGAGUCGAUUACCCUGAUGUGACCCUCGUUUUACAGGUGGGAUUGCCGAAAGACAGAGAGCAGUAUAUACACAGACUCGGUAGAACAGGGCGAAAAGGGAAGGAAGGAGAAGGGAUAUUGUUGUUGGCGCCAUGGGAGGAAUACUUCAUAUCAUCUCUUAAAGACUUACCCAUCACGAAGUCUCCUCUGCCAUCAAUAGACACAGAAACUGUAAAAAAGGUGCAAAAGGCGCUAUGCCAUGUGGAGAUGAGGAACAAGGAGGCGGCGUAUCAAGCUUGGUUGGGUUACUACAACUCACAGAAGAUGAUUGCAAGAGACAAAGACAGGCUUGUGGAGUUGGCUAACGAGUUUAGUCGUAGUAUGGGACUUGACAAUCCUCCUGCUAUACCCAAACUUAUUCUCGUGCAAAAGAACCUUGGACUUUGUAGACGUGGAGGCGGACCCCAGAUAGUGGACACAAAAUCAAAAUACACGCACUAUCGACGCGUGAGAAACACUGCCAUAUACAAAUUUGUAAAUUUUUGCCAAACGGGAAAAUCAAGCGCGUGGUUUAUCAGUCAAAAACAAAUCUCUUAUCGUCAAAAGUGUCUCCUUCGUAACUCCAAAACUCCGAUCGAUCGAUAUUUUCAUUGCCCUCCGUCGUCUUUGCAUAUGGCGUUUGCUCCAAUCCUCCGCCGCGUCUCCGCCGCUAAAAACCUCUUCUCGUUAUCGAGAAUCGCCGUUGGUUCCUCUCCCUCCGUUAGAUCUCUGCAUACCGGAGCCUCCGGUGAUGAUCAUCAGCUCCAUCCGUCGUCCAUCGCUGGGUAUCACGUGAGCUCCGGCGGAUACAUGCGCGGAGUCGUGCACCGCGAGCCUAAUCAGCCUCUAACCAUCGAAGAAUUUCACAUUCCCCGACCUAAAGUCAAUGAGAUUCUCAUCAAAACCAAGGCUUGUGGAGUUUGCCACUCUGAUCUCCAUGUGAUGAAAGGAGAGAUACCAUUCUCUAGCCCUUGUGUUAUUGGUCACGAGAUCACCGAUUUCCAGUUGGGUCUCGUGUGGUUGGAGCUUUCAUUAUGCCGUGUGGAACCUGUUCUUACUGUGCUAAGUAUGGGAGGGAUGGCUGAGUAUUGUGUCACACCAGCUCACGGGUUAGCUCCUCUACCAGAGUCUUUGCCUUACACUGAAUCAGCGAUUCUAGGGUGCGCUGUGUUCACAGCAUAUGGUGCUAUGGCUCAUGCUGCUGAGAUCCGUCCUGGAGAUUCCAUCGCAGUCAUUGGAAUUGGUGGUGUUGGCUCCAGCUGUUUGCAGAUAGCGAGGGCUUUUGGAGCCUCUGACAUAAUUGCUGUGGAUGUUCAGGACGAUAAAUUGGAGAAAGCCAAGACACUUGGUGCUACUCAUAUUGUCAAUGCCGCUAAAGAAGAUGCUGUCGAAAGAAUAAGAGAAAUAACAGGUGGGAUGGGUGUUGAUGUUGCGGUUGAAGCCUUGGGAAAGCCUCAAACUUUCAUGCAGUGCACACUAAGCGUGAAAGAUGGUGGAAAAGCUGUGAUGAUUGGACUCUCACAAGCUGGUUCCGUUGGAGAAAUAGACAUAAACCGACUUGUUCGUAGGAAGAUCAAAGUAAUAGGGUCAUACGGAGGAAGGGCAAGGCAGGAUCUUCCUAAAGUGGUGAAACUGGCAGAGUCAGGGAUCUUCAAUCUAGCAAACGCAGUUUCAAGCAGAUACAAGUUUGAAGAUGCAGGAAAAGCAUUUCAAGAUCUCAACCAAGGAAAAAUCGUGAGCCGUGGUGUUGUUGAGAUACCAUAAUUGUAAACUAAACCCGCCCUCUUCAAAGGAUUUCGAUUCAGGUUUUGGUAAUGGCUGCUUCAUGCCUGAUUUUAGUUGCUACAAUCUUUAGAAUUUUUGUUUUCAUUGUUAUCUGACUUUUGAAGCUUACUUGAGUCUACUUCUAAGUCCAUAGGACCAUAGCAAUGUCUUUUGAAUCAAUAAAGGUGAACAACGUAUGUUUUCUGGUGUUAUGUUUCAAGUAGAUUCAAGUUAUGAAUCGGCUUUACUACGAAAAGUACUUGAUAAAGUCUGAUCUACC